Messenger RNA from Annulohypoxylon maeteangense, 563 nucleotides. RefSeq lists its product as uncharacterized. NCBI's taxonomy places the organism in Eukaryota, Fungi, Ascomycota, Sordariomycetes, Xylariales, Hypoxylaceae. The coding region runs from base 56 to 469 and encodes 137 amino acids. The transcript is spliced from 2 exons. The record is from RefSeq and is a predicted model, not a curated record.
AAUACAAGUCACUCGUUGAAGUCAUUCUAGAUAGAUUCAUCAUCAAUACAGAACAAUGGAUCCCACAGCACGCUUCGAAUCAUUCAGCCACUUCCUCCAACAACAACCCACACCACACAUACGACCAUCAUCCUCUCGCCGCCCCUCUUUCCAGCACGCCACCACGUCGAAGCCAUCCACUUCUUCGUUUGACCACGGGCAACGCGGUGGACAGCAGCAGCAGCAGAACGAGCAGCAGAGGCAGCAGCAGAGGAUGGCGGCCGACCAGGCAUACAGAGCUACGUUCGCCUCCCACGAACGAUCCGUCUUCCAAGACGAAGCGCGGACGAGGGCGCGCCGGCGCGACGCGGCUCGGAACCGGGCGCUGUUCCGCGGGCCCUUCUACAAGCGCCCCGAGUUCUACGCCGUCACCCUCGGCUUCCUCGGCCUGCUGUACCCGAUCCUGAACGAGUACGUCAUCGAGCCGUAGUGGGACAGCGUUAGGCAUGAGGAGGGGUGAUAUACUAUACCUACCUAGGUACAUACAUAGAUGGGUAGGUAGGUGUCUAUAUCAUUGUGCUGAG